CGACAAAGAAUGGACAUCCAGACGGGUCAGGUGGUGCGCCCGGUGAGCGCCACGGAGACCAUGGAGCGCCAGCUGAGCUGCCCCAUCUGCCUGGACAUGUUCACCAAGCCCGUGGUGAUCCUGCCGUGUCAGCACAACCUGUGCCGCGGCUGCGCCAACGACCUGUACGAGUCCCGGAACCCCUACCGGUACUCGGGGGGCACCUUCCGCUGCCCCACCUGCCGCUUCGAGGUGGUCCUGGACCGCCACGGCGUGUUCGGGCUGCAGAGGAACCUGCUGGUGGAGAACAUCAUCGACAUCUACAAGCAGCAGCAGGAGAAGGGGGGCGACAAGGAGACAGCCCCGCUGAAGGACGCGGACGCCAAGGAGCCGCGCUGCGCGGAGCACGAGGACGAGCGCAUCAACAUCUUCUGCAUCACGUGCCAGGCGCCCACGUGCUCGCUCUGCAAGGUGUUCGGGGUGCACCGGGACUGCGAGGUGUCGCCGCUGCACGCCGUGUACCAGACCCAGAAGGGCGAGCUGCGCGCGGCCGUGGAGCUGCUCGCAACCGCCAACGCCUGCAUCCAGGCCACGAUGGCGCAGAUGGACGACACGUGCACGCGCAUCCAGGAGAACGGCGAGCUGCAGCGCAGGCGCCUCGGAGAGAGCUUCGACCUGCUGUUCGCCCUGCUGGAGGAGCGCAAGGGCGCGCUGCUGGAGCGCGUGGGCGCCGAGGAGCGGGACAAGGUGGCCGCGCUCAGGGCGCUCGCGGAGACGUACAAGAAGCAGCUGCAGGUGGGCGAGCAGCUGCACGAGCGGCUGACGCAGAGCGUGGCGGCGAGCGGCGCGGCAGAGUUCCUGCUCGCCGCCACGCGGCUGCAGGAGGAGGCGAGGCGCGCGGCGAGUGGCGCGGCCGCGCUGCAGCGGCCCGAGCCGGGCUACGAGAGCAUGGAGCACCUCAGGGUGGACACCGGGCACGCGCAGGCGCUGAUCACCGCCAUGGACUUCACCCGCGGGGGCGAGCAGGGCGCGCGGGACGCAGACAGAGACUAAA
This is a messenger RNA of Etheostoma cragini (Arkansas darter), 1033 nucleotides long. RefSeq names its product E3 ubiquitin-protein ligase TRIM63-like. Gene Ontology annotation, molecular function: zinc ion binding. The coding region runs from base 10 to 1032 and encodes 340 amino acids. NCBI's taxonomy places the organism in Eukaryota, Metazoa, Chordata, Actinopteri, Perciformes, Percidae. The transcript has 4 exons. The record is from RefSeq and is a predicted model, not a curated record.